This is a messenger RNA of Mytilinidion resinicola, 1861 nucleotides long. Its product is annotated as Serine/threonine-protein kinase Rio1. Gene Ontology annotation, biological process: maturation of SSU-rRNA. The record is from RefSeq and is a predicted model, not a curated record. Gene Ontology annotation, cellular component: cytosol; preribosome, small subunit precursor. NCBI's taxonomy places the organism in Eukaryota, Fungi, Ascomycota, Dothideomycetes, Mytilinidiales, Mytilinidiaceae. Gene Ontology annotation, molecular function: ATP binding; protein serine/threonine kinase activity. The coding region runs from base 17 to 1714 and encodes 565 amino acids. The transcript is spliced from 2 exons.
CCUCUCCCUAUUCAGUAUGGCCAACGACUCUUUCUCCAAUGCUAAAGGCGGCGUUGCUCUCAAUACCGCCGAAACCACAACUCGAUCUCACUCCCAGCCCGCUGUUCCCUCCGAAACCUCUACAACCUCUACCCCUCCAGCCCCCGCCACGUCAGAGCCCCUCGCCGAAGACGCCUCUCUCGACAACGACCUCGACGAUAUCUUCGACGAUACGGACGACGACUUCACUGCCGCCGAAGCCCUCGAUGGUGCCAACCCCUCUGACUACACAAAAACCUACAACCGCGCUCGCAAGCAGCACGACCCUUCCAUCCCCGCGGGCCAAGCCCCAAAAUCGAACCCCCAGAAGCCUUCAGCGAACACCUUCGCCAGCAUUGACGAUGCAGUCGCUUCUCUGUCGAAGCAUGCGGGGAAGAUCAAGCUUGAUGAUCGGAAUGGUGGUGUCGGCGGGCUGUCCAAGGGCGGGAACGACAAGGACAAGAGCGAUCGCGCGACUUCUGAGCAGGUGCUUGAUCCGCGGACGCGGAUGAUUCUGCUGCAGAUGAUCAAUCGGGGGGUAGUGAGUGAGAUACACGGGUGUCUCAGUACGGGGAAAGAAGCGAAUGUGUACUUUGCGUUGAGCAUUCAAGAACCUGCGAACCCGGGCGAGGAGCCGAAGACGUUACAUCGCGCGAUCAAGGUGUAUAAGACGAGUAUUCUGGUGUUCAAGGAUCGAGACAAGUAUGUCACGGGCGAGUUCAGGUUCAAGCACGGGUGGAAUAAGAGCUCGCACCGCGCGAUGGUGAAGGUGUGGGCGGAGAAGGAGAUGCGGAAUUUGAAGCGGAUCUAUGCAGCAGGUAUACCGUGUCCGGAACCGCUCUUCCUACGACACCAUGUGCUGGUCAUGAGCUUUCUUGGGGAUAAGAAGGGGUGGCCGGCGCCGAGGCUGAGGGACGUCAAGUUCGAGGGCUUGACAGCUGAAGAGGAGGAAGCGAAGUACAGGUCGUUGUACAUCCAGUUGCUGGGGUAUAUGCGCCAGAUGUAUCAAAUCUGUAAGCUAGUGCACGCAGAUUUGAGCGAGUAUAAUCUACUCUAUCAUGAGGGCAAGCUGGUUGUCAUUGAUGUUAGUCAGAGUGUGGAGCAUGAUCAUCCGAGGAGCCUGGAGUUCUUGCGAAUGGAUGUCAAGAACGUAUCGGAUUUCUUCAGGAACCAGAACGUCGACACGCUCUCUGAUCGGGCCGUCUUUGGCUUCGUCACUGAAGAGGGAGCUACAGAGGUCGAAGCAAUGGAGAAGAGAAUCGAGGAGUUGUACAAAAUCCGAGCAGAGACGGAAGAGGGGAAGAACGAGGAAGUCGACAACGAAGUCUUUCGACAGCAGUAUAUUCCCCAGACUCUCGAACAAGUCUACGACAUCGAACGAGACGCUGAGUUGGUCGGAAAGGGCGAUGGCGAGGGGCUAAUCUACCAAGGCCUCCUCGCCGACAAAGUCGCCCCGAAGACCGGCGACGACGUGAGUGAAGAGGGAAGUGGAGAAGACGGUAGCAGCAGUGAUGAAGAUGGCGACAGGGAAUGGGUCGAGAAGGACUCUACGCCUCGGGGAAAACGCUUUGUGGACAAAGACACGAAAAAGGACCAUAAAGCCGCUGUCAAAGAAGAGAAGCGCGAAAAGCGCAAAACCAAGAUCCCAAAACACCUCAAGAACAAGCUCGUCAAGAGCACGGCGCGGAAGCACUGAUGGCCCCCUGCCAACUUUCAACCUAUUCGCCCUUUCGUCUUUCGCAGUUCACCACCAAAAAACAUGCAUCAUUUCGGCGCUCAGCAUUGCAUUUCAUAACUCACGCGCUACGAGCACCGCAUCAGUAGAAAUGAAACCUGUAUGUCC